Molecule: messenger RNA, 3805 nt
Organism: Alligator mississippiensis (American alligator)
Lineage: Eukaryota; Metazoa; Chordata; Crocodylia; Alligatoridae
Product: metabotropic glutamate receptor 1-like
Exons: 3
Coding region: 1-948 (315 amino acids)
Biological process (GO): G protein-coupled receptor signaling pathway
Cellular component (GO): membrane
Source: RefSeq, a predicted model, not a curated record
AUGCCAAACUCAGGAAGAGGCAGCCAGAAUUCUCGCCCACCAGCCAGUGUCCGUCGGCACAUGUGCAGCUUUGAAAAAUCCCACGCUGCAGUGAAUGUUUCUAAUGGAAAGUCUGUGUCAUGGUCUGAACCAGGUGGAAGACAAGUUCCCAAGGGGCAACACAUGUGGCACAGACUCUCAGUGCAUGUGAAGAGCCAGGAGUCAGGAUGCAAUCAGACAGCGGUGAUCAAGCCCCUCACUAAAAGCUACCAUGGCCAAAGCAAAAGCAUGACUUUUUCAGACAUCAGCAGUAAGACUCUAUACAAUGUGGUGGAGGAAGAGGAGAAUGAGCCGGCACGCUUCAACCAGCCCAGCAGCCCUUCCAUGGUGGUGCACAGACGGGUGAUGACGACACCCCCACUCCAGGCAAUGGCAGAAGAAACCCACCUGUUCUUACCCGAACAGACCCCCAAAAGCCUGCCCCCACAGCAGAAGUCCAUUAUGGAGCAGCUGCAAGGUGUGGUCAACAAGUUUGCCACUGGCAUUCCCGACUUCAACUCUGUUAUCCCUGUGCCUAAUGCUGGGAAUGGAGUGAGGCCCCUCUACCCACCUCCACUGCUGCUGCAGCAGCAGGCACUUCCUCUCCAGAUGGCGUCUUUCAGUGAAGAGCCGGUCUCGCCUCCAGCCGAGGAGGCAGAAAGUGAGAAGCUUAAGCUUAUUCAGGGAUAUGUGUAUGAGAGGCCAGAUAACCCAGAGGAUGAGGAGGAAGAGAAAGAGCAGGCAACCAGCAAGCUGACUCUCGAAGACUCGCCGGCACUGACACCCCCAUCGCCUUUCCGAGAUUCAGUGGCUUCCGGCAGUUCUGUGCCCAGCUCCCCCGUGUCAGAGUCAGUGCUCUGCACCCCUCCAGAUGUGACCUAUGCUUCGGUCAUUUUGAGAGAUUACAAGCAAAGCUCAUCCACCCUGUAGAAUGGGAGGCCCACGUCAAGAUGUGAACCAAGACAACUUUGGCUGCUGUCAACUCUAAGUUACUUGGGGGGAAAAAAGCACCAACCUAUGUGAGAGAGAGCAGAAUGUGAUGUCACAUAUGGUGGGUCAAAAACUGUUUCCUGCACUAAAAAAAAAGAUCCAUUUGAGGGCUCAAAUUCUUUAGCUAUUAAAAAUAAUAAUGAAAGUAUUGUAUUUUGAGAGGGGGAUAAAAAAUUCUGACAAAGCACAAACCUAAUAAUCAACUUCUAUAGCAAAAAAAGCGAAUAAUCAUAAACACACACAACACACUCUCGGCAAUGCUUGACUGAAAAGGACUCUGGAAAUGCAACCAUAAAUAAGUCAUCAACACAUCUCAUGGCUGUAAACUUCAUCUGGUGCAGGAGCUGGAAGGGCAGAGGGUGGCAAGGAGAGGUGAAGAGAUCUGUGUAUAAGAGCUUAUGGCUUUGUGACUGGAACAAAGUAUGCCAAUGCGUGUUUGUGGGUGAGCAGCGCCAAUAACCCAUGGGCACAAUUUUAAAAGAGUUCUAUUAGAACAAUCAGCUCCUCACAUUUAGAUUUUUUCUUGUGCUGAUUUUGAAAAGGGGCCAAGAUAAUUGUGAUUUUUAUUUUUUGUGAUGAAGACUCAAAACGUCUGGUGGAAAGAGCCUUUGCUGUAGUACUUGUAAUGUGCUGAGGACUUUAAAAAUCUGCCCUUUUGUGUAAGAUUGCAAGCCAUGUGGCUAAACUGUUACACUACAUUUACUGUAGCAAACCAAUAUUUACCAACUAACCUUUCAUAAUACAAUAUAUUUGCCAUGUGAUUACAUUGUUUGUGUUACUCUGGAAACACAUACAUGAGAAAAAUAAUUGUAUAUUUAUAGCAACAAUUACUACUUUAAACGAAAGGCAAUUCUUUACUGUGGGUCAACAAAUUCAUUGUAGAAGCAGGAGAGUGAAUGUGUGUUUGUGUCCAUGUAUGUGUGCGCAUAGUAUGUGUGAAAUGUAAUAUCUAAUAACUGCCACUGGAAGACUGUCUUAUAAAUAUACUAUGAAUAUUUUUAUGUUCCAAUCAUGUUUUAUAUAGCAUUGUUACAAAUAUACGAUAGAUAUUUGAAGGUUUGUAUGCUGUGCUAACACAUUUUUCAUAUACAAGCUAAGACCGUUGUUACUCUUAUAAUAGGGUGCUUUAUUUUGCAGAUAUUUUAUGAUGUAGACAUAUGCUAUUGAUAACCAGUGCUUUGAGAACUUGUUACUUAAGUGUUUGCAACAAGUGUGGUUAACCAAAAAAGAAAAAAGAAAAAAAAGUCUGUUUUAGAAACUUGCACAUGCCAGUAUUAAAUCUAUAAAAGCAAGACUGAAAAAAUAUUUAGACCAUUUCUAGUUAUUUCAGAUAGUUUAAAGAAAAUCAUGUUCAAACAGGAACUCUAAUCAGUGCUUAAUGUGUAGACUAAUAUCCCGGUCUGUUCAGAAUUAUCUGUUUGUCUUUGUCUCUCUUACAUUUCCUUGUCUUUAUUUUUGCACUCAUUACCACUUUUCCUAUUUCAUUUCCCAUGCCCAUUUCUCAUGGGCAUUUUGAUGUGUUUGUUUCUUCUGUCAUUCAUGUCCUCUUCUCGCCCCUGUAUAUGAGACUAAUAAAACAAACAAACAAAACCAAAAAAUCCCAAAUUCCUAACUUAGUAGAUGUUCUAAAUUCAAAUCUAAAUGUUGUGGCUUGAGCUGAUAUACAUAGUUGUUGUUAUGUAUGCUGUUCUGCCCUGCUUGCAUAGGACAGAAUGUCCACUGGUGUAAAUUGUCAGUUUUGUUGACCUUCGCUGAUGGGAUGUCCUUUAAUUUUUACACUUUAUUUUUUGUAGACAUUUUUUGAAGUACUCCUUACAGGACAACAUAUUUAUAUAACUGUUUCUUUUUCUGAAUUAUUUACAUUUAUAUUUGAUUUCUUUCCUCUUGUUUCUUUUUAAUUAAAACAAUCCUGCUGGAAAUAAUUUAUUAUUUUCCUAAAAAUCAGCUGUUGUUGUUUUGAUCUAAUUAUACAGCCAGUAACACUAGAAGAUUUGGCCAAUACCCAAAGUGAGAAAUAAUAUUUAAUCCCUACUCUUUUUUUUCCCCUUUUGGUGACUUUCUUUUUCUUUUAUUCUGGUUUGUUGCCAGUUCUUAUCAUCAUCUUGAUGUGAAAAGUAUGAAUUGACUUUGCCCAAAGAAAGAAUUACUUCUUUGUCAAAGGAUUAAUAUCUGUGCUCUAGGAUGAAUAAAAUCUUCCUGAGGGAUUUUGUUUGCUUAAGCCUGGUUUUGUUUUUGUUUGUUUAAUAUAGAUAGCUAAUUAAAGAAAUUAUAUAAAAAAAUAAACCCUGCAAAGUUUUAUCUGUUGAUGAGUAUACGGGCAAGAGGAUUAUAUUUUCUUAUAUCUGCUGUUAGUGAAGGAUGGUUUGUAUUGCUUCCAAUAGCAUACACCAUCAGUGGCAGAGGAUUAGCACUUUCGAGGUGUGACUUUGAAUUCAUGAGGUAAAUACAAAAAAGGAUCUAUAGUGAAAUGGUAAUUUGCCUUGCUUUACCGACCUAGCUGAUUUGAACACAUUAAGCACUGACUUUAUUACUGCUAUUUAAUCAUAAUAUCAUGAGUAGGAGUUUUCUUGAGAUUCCAUAUAUUAGCUCUUAGUUUGUAAUCAGUAAGACUGGAAACAUACACAUACAUAAUGUUAUAUCUAAAGGGCAAGGACUCACCUUUGUGUAUGUGGUUGUACAAGCUAUGAAGCUUCCUGUAAAAGUUAUUCCUUUUGGCCUGUCAAAUGCUUGAUUAAAAUUGCCUUUUUUGUUGAAAUGAUCUUGGAAAUGCUGUAAAAUAAAUAUUUUCUAAUUAUUA